Molecule: messenger RNA, 2442 nt
Organism: Venturia canescens
Lineage: Eukaryota; Metazoa; Arthropoda; Insecta; Hymenoptera; Ichneumonidae
Gene: vir-1
Product: virus-induced RNA 1
Exons: 6
Coding region: 639-1394 (251 amino acids)
Source: RefSeq, a predicted model, not a curated record
CACCGACCGACGCUCUCGACAAACAUAAACAAAAGCCACGCGGUCGCAGUACGCGUCACGAUUCUAGUCGCUGCUGCCCGAAAUUUCAGGGAUUCGGGAGAGAAAGUCGGACAUAAAGUAUACGAGAAAACACGCACAACGAGAGGAACGGGAAGCGAAGUUGAAAUGUUUGGUAGAACGAAGGAGAAUCGUCGAGAAGCGUGGCGGAGCGCCGGAGUAUGGCGUGUGAGAAAUCGACGUACACUGUGUACGUAGUAUAUUUAUAUAGUCCGAGCUGAUUCCGAUUGGCCGAGAAAGCAGUCGGGGCAAUACAGAAGGGUACAUAUAACAUCGGCUCGAGCGGGAACCUUCGACUCAGAACGUAACAGCGUUUUAACGUGAUAGCGCGUCCGCGAGCACACCGCAAGCGAGAGAAUAACGGAUUCACGCUUGAAAAAAAAGGAAUUUGCAUACCGACAUUGGUUAAAGUCCGGAUAGAAUUGAAAAACGAACGUUCCUCUGGUAACUUGUGCAACGAUUCUUUCGUGACCGAAAGAGAAGGAGAGGGAGAGAUAAAAAAACGUGCUACGCUUUUUUUCGAGAUUAAAGGAAAAAAACGAAGGAAAGAGUGAAGUUUCCAAAAUCAACCCAGCGGCAUAAUGAAGAGACCACUUUUCAGCGUUUUCAUCUUGGCGAGCCUCAUGGUCGCGAUUGCGCACUGUUUCCCAGGUCCAAUGCGUCCAGAUUUAGAGGAUAACGAUGAAGAUGGUCCCGACUCCGUGCUCGUGAUGCCAGGAAGAAAUCCGUUCUCGUUGUACCGACCUUUCUUCCGGAUUUCUGAAUUCCCGAGUUUCGACGAUGAUUCCAAAGCCUCGAGUCCCGAAGAUCCAUUCGAUGCGGACUUCCCGUGGAGAGAAUCUUCCUUCGGUGGCUUCUUCGACGGUCUUCAGGGUCUCAUGAACAGAAUCCAAAAACAGAUGGCCGAUGUCCUGUCCAGCUUACCGAGGCCAGGGUCUUUUGGUCCCGGGGGCAGAAUCCCCGAAGGAGGAAAUACCACAUCAACGACCAAGAUAAUCAACGGUCACGUUGUGACAAUAAACGAAACGACUUAUCAGAGCGGCAAUAACGAUUCGAAUAUCGUACUGCGCGUGAACAUAGUCGACGUGAAACCCGUAAAUUCGACGGGUGACGGAAACGGCGAGGAGGUCGAGGUUGAUUUGGGUGGUGGAGAGGAGAUCGAGACGAUAACUACUCGAACCAAUGACUCAUCGAAUAACAAUGACACGAGCAACACGAAAAAACAGGAUGCGGGCGAAGAGAGAACGACCCAGGCGGCUCGCAGCGUUGAAACUGUCGAGGAUUCGGCCGGUAAUGAGAUUCCGAUGAAGGAACAAGUCGACACCCUUAAUGCUUAAGAGGAACAAUGUUAUUAUGUUAUUUAACACAGAUAUCGAUUUAUCUUUAUCGGGAAGAUAUUUCUUAAAAGAAUUUAUUGCCGAUGAGGCUCGGCCUUUAUUUUAUAAAUCUCUAUUUUCGAUGAAUCUUUAUAACCAACUCGAAUAUAAUGUCCGUGAAUAUUGUACUCCGUCGUACGCUUGCGCCAUGGAAGAAUGAUUAAAAAUCAGUGACCCGACGGCGAUCAGAUGGUAAGUGAAAAUUUUGCACGAAAGAACGUACGAAGACAGCGAUUUUCCUCACGCAACGGGAGAACAUUUCCGGAUAAAGCAAUACGAAAAAUUCAAACUCCAAUAAUAAGAAUUUCAAUAUUUUAUGGAAAAUAAAUUUGCUUACCUGUGUCGUAUCAUACUCUAUCGUUAUAUUUACAACGCGGCGACCAUCUAAUCGAACGAACGCCAGUGUCGACUCGUCCGCGCAUCGUACGUUCUUACAUCCGGUGGGGAUAUUUCUCGAGAUUCCGACGUCGGUUACAAGACGACGAUCAAUUAUCCGUGCCUAUUUUUCAUUCCUAUGCGAUGUGCAACGUGUGAUAAUAUAUAGAAUCGUUGGAGAUCGUUUCGGUGAAUAACGCCCUUACUUUCUUCUAUCUCCUCAGUUCGCUUUCCAAGCGAUGAUACACGUCCUAGAAACUUUUAAUGUGCAAGGCAUACUCCAAUUCGUGGUGUUACAACGAUUGUCACUCGAACAAUAAUAAUCCCCUAUUCCCAAAUAACGUUAUUCAUAAGUAAUGUAAUAGUUAUUGUUUUCCUCGUUGUGAGGCAAUUGAGGUGGCGCGGAUACGACUUUUGUUAUUUAUUAUAGACAACAGAUCGAAGCAUUCUUUAAAAUUAUAGCGUUUAUUCUUACUUUGUGGAAACUUUGUGGAUACGUUGACCCAUGGCUAUUUUCCUAUUUACUCGGGUACUCCAACUUGGAAUAUAUACGAUAUACGUAUAUAUCGGUGAAUAUAUAUUUGUGUAUUUUAAUAAUAUAGAAGUGAAAAAAAAGUAUUGAAUUGAAAAAUGA